AGCUGCGGGCUCCUUGCAGCCGCUGGGUGCCGGGACUGAGUUAGUCAGGGUCUCAGCCCUUCCUUACUAAUGUUUAACCCAGGGCUGAAAACUUGGGAGCGACCUGUGACAUCGCGCCGGGAGAAAGCGAAAAAGAGAGCGCCCGCUUCUCACCUCUUACUUUUGCUUUCUGCCUUGGCUCUGGGAAGACCAGCUUGAGGGGUGUUCCAGACAAUGAAGGGAGUAUGGAAGGGUCUCUUAGGGUUGCUGGGCGCUACUGCAAUCAUUACCAUCAUAACUGUUCCAGCGGUUUUGCUGACCAAAAAAAAAGAGGAAACUGACCAUCGGAAAACCUAUUCCUUGAAUGAUUAUUUAAAAAGCACUUAUCGGAUAAAGUCCUACCCUAUAAGGUGGAUUUCAGAUUCUGAAUAUCUUCAAAAAAGAGACAACAAUAUCUUGAUGUUUAAUGUUGAAAUGGAAACCAGUCAUGUUAUCGUGGAUAACAACACCUUAGAUAAUCUUGGGUAUGCCAUAACUCAUUAUUCUGUCUCUCCUGACCGGAAAUAUGUACUUUUUGAGUACAAUUAUGAUGAGACUUGGAGGCAUUCAUACACAGCUUCGUAUGACAUUUAUGAUUUAACUACAAGGGAGAUCAUUAAAGAAAAUAAAAUCCCUGAUGUCACACAGAGCAUCUCCUGGUCACCAGUUGGCCACAAACUGGCAUAUGUUUGGAAUAAUGAUGUUUAUAUAAAAAAUGAACCACAUUUAUCAGCUGUGAGGAUCACUCGUGAUGGACAACAUAAUGUUAUAUUUAAUGGAAUAACUGAUUGGGUUUAUGAAGAGGAAGUCUUUAGUGCUUACUCCGCUAUGUGGUGGUCUCCAGACGGCACUUUUCUAGCAUAUGCCCAAUUUAAUGAUACAAAAGUUCCUCUCAUGGAAUACUCCUUCUAUUUUGAUGAAUCAUUCCAGUACCCGAAGACUAUUCAGCUUCCAUAUCCAAAGGCUGGAGCACCGAAUCCAACUGUAAAGCUAUUUAUCGUUGAUACAAGAACCAUCAGUGAAACAAAUGUGACUUCAGAACAGAUUAUAGCUCCUGCCUCUGUGUUAACAGGUGAUCACUACUUGUGUGAUGUGACAUGGGUGAAUGAUGAAAGGAUUUCUCUUCAGUGGCUCAGAAGGAUUCAGAAUUAUUCGGUCAUGGAUUUUUGUGACUUCCAGAAUGAUAUAAGAAAAUGGGAUUGUCCAGUGGAUCGACAAAAGAUUGAAACGAGUUCUUCUGGUUGGGUUGGAAGAUUUAGGCCUUCAGAGCCUCACUUUGCCACAGAUCAUCAUAGCUACUACAAGGUUGUCAGCGAUGACCAUGGCUAUAAACACAUUUGUCAUUUUGUUAUUAACACGAAACAAAAAACAUUUAUAACAGAAGGAAAAUGGGAAGUAAUUCAGAUAGAAGCUCUCACUGAUGAAUAUCUAUACUACAUCAGUAAUGAAUACAAGGGCAUGCCAGGAGGAAGACACCUUUAUAGACUUGAUCAUAAUGGAACAAAGACAUGCAUUACCUGUGAUUUUCAACCAGAAAGAUGUCAGUAUGUUUCAGUAUCAUUUAGUCACAAGGCAAAGUAUUAUCAACUGACAUGUUCAGGCCCUGGCCUUCCCCUUUACACUCUGCACAGCAGUAGCAAUUUUACAGUUCUUGCAGUGCAGGAAAAUAACACAGAAUUGAAUAAUAUGUUGAAGGAAGUCCAGAUGCCCACAAAAGAAAUUAACUUCCUUACAAUGAAUAAUACAAAGUUUUGGUACCAGAUGAUUUUGCCUCCACAUUUUGAUAAAUCCAAGAAGUACCCUCUCCUAAUUGAUGUAUAUGCAGGACCUUGUAGUCAAAAAGUUGAUACUACCUUCAGACUCAGCUGGUCUACUUAUCUGGCUAGCACGGAGAAUAUUAUCGUUGCUAGCUUUGAUGGCAGAGGAAGUGGCUAUCAGGGUGAUGAAAUCAUGCAUGCAAUUAAUCGAAGAUUGGGAACAUUUGAAGUAGAAGAUCAAAUUGAAGCAGCCAGACAAUUCUCCAAAAUGAACUUUGUGGAUGAAAAACGAAUUGCAAUCUGGGGCUGGUCCUAUGGCGGCUAUGUCUCCUCAAUGGUCCUAGGAUCCGGCAGUGGUGUCUUCAAAUGUGGAAUAUCUGUAGCACCUGUAUCAAGAUGGGAUUAUUAUGACUCAGUCUACACAGAGCGCUACAUGGGACUUCCAACCCCAGAAGACAAUAUUGAUAGCUACAGGAAUUCAACAGUCAUGAGCAGAGCUGAAAAUUUUAAACAAGUUGAGUACCUCCUUAUUCAUGGAACAGCAGAUGAUAAUGUUCAUUUUCAGCAGUCAGCCCAGAUCUCCAAAGCCCUCGUCGAGGCCGGUGUGGAUUUCCAGGCAAUGUGGUACACAGAUGAAAAUCAUAGCAUUGGGAGCAACGCAGCACACCAACAUAUAUAUACUCACAUGAGCCACUUCCUAAAACAGUGCUUUCAUCUCUCUUAGCACCCAAGUGUCUCACUUUGUAUUUCUUUUUUAGCUUAUUAAAUAGCUAUUUUUUUUCUCAUUACCCAAAACUGUACUGUGUCAGUAUAACUAUCUUGGGGAAAAUAAACUAAAAUCAAGAAAUGUAAGGGUAUUUUUGUUCCUGAAUUCCAUACAUACAACAUGAAGUCAACAUUUAAGUGGAAUUCUUUCUUGCCAACGUACUAUUGCAUUGCAGCAUUUUGGAUAUAUUCAGUGGGAUUUUGUUUAGCAUCCAGAUCAUUUACAUGUCAUCUGCUAAAACAAAAAGGAGAUAUGAAUUGUUCAUGUGCUACUUUUACACGAGAUCAUUGGCCUGUUCCCCUGUCCCCAACUGGCCUCAUGCAGACAUUGUGAAUCUUGGUUAAAAGAGUGGAAAGAUGGCAAAAUGAGUCCAGUGAAGUAGCAGAAAGAGGGAUUCUGCAGGGGAGCCUCACCUAAACAUUCAGUCCCAAUACAUGCUAACUUGCAUAUACCACUGAAUAUGGCUACAGAGUAGAGACCAGCCAGAUAGUUGUCAUCUUCAUGCAAAAACAGCACAGUUUUCCCAGGAAGAAAAAUAGAUUUGAAAAGGUUUUUCCCCGAGUUAACUGACAAUAAUAGCACGGGUUCUAAACAAUCGGAGGGCUCUGAAUAAUUGUCAAUAAUUGGGAGCACCUUGGGGGUAUUUCUGGUUAGAGGUGCUAUGAAAACAAGUAGCUCUGUGGAAAUGGUUCCCCCCUCCACCACCAUUUUUUUAAUGUGUUUAAAAAAUACCCACAGUAAUGUUUCAUAAAUGAAAAGACCUUUCUCAAACAUGAAACACAGCUUGGAACUUGGAUGGAAGCCCAUCAACUUGCCCAUUUAAAAGAUGAAACUAAUUGUGUUGCAAAUCCUAACUUGAAGGAAGUACUUGCAUCAAUUUGAAUUUUUCAUCAGUUUCCUUGAUGUUCUUAAUUAAGGAGCAAUUUACCCAUCUCAGAUUCCCUUUGAGCAAUAUGAAAUAAGUUGAAUGUUAUGCAUUAUUGUCUGUUCACUAGACUAUAAAAUUUUCCCGUCAUUUAAUAAGUAUGUCUUUGGCAUUUCAGAGGUAAUGAGUAUGUCCCUAAUCAGAUCUAAGUCAUAUUGGCAUGUGGCCACCCUACAAGGCUCUGCUUUGCUUUGUUAACGUUUCCCAGAUUACCUAUUAAACAAAUGGAAAGAUUCAAGCUGUUUUUUUUUUUAAUACAAAGCACAAAAUUUGUAAUUUAAUAAAACAGUUCAUGGUA
This is a messenger RNA of Gracilinanus agilis (Agile Gracile Mouse Opossum), 3764 nucleotides long. It is a transcript of the gene DPP4, whose product is annotated as dipeptidyl peptidase 4. The record is from RefSeq and is a predicted model, not a curated record. Gene Ontology annotation, molecular function: dipeptidyl-peptidase activity; serine-type endopeptidase activity. The transcript is spliced from 26 exons. Lineage: Eukaryota; Metazoa; Chordata; Mammalia; Didelphimorphia; Didelphidae. The coding region runs from base 214 to 2499 and encodes 761 amino acids. Gene Ontology annotation, biological process: proteolysis.